AUGAGGCCGAAGCAAAAUAAACGCAAUAUGGGAGACAAUGCCAAUAUGCAGGCAUUGGGAAAGAGAAAGAAUCCCUCGGGUCAACCACAACCAGAUUGGCUCUUCCCUGCUGGCUCUGGUACUGAUGCAAAUAAAGCCUCAGCUACCAAAUCUGGCAAUGAAGGACGAUCGAAGAACAAACAAGCCAAGCAAGUCGCACAAGAUCUCCUCAACCGUCGCGAUGCUGGCGAACCUCCCAAGUCAGGAAUUCCUUCCCAUUUACUCGAUCUUGUCGGCAAAUUCCUCGAACAGCACGAAUUCAUGCAAACCAGUCGCACUUUGAAGACUGAACGUCGUAGCAGAGAUGAGGUAAAAGCAGGAGCUGAAACUGCCUCUUUCUCUCUUGAAUAUAUCUACACUGAAUGGCAAACAUUGAAAGAGGAGAAUGCAGCACUGAAAGCUGCAGCCAUUCAAAAGGACGAAACUUCAAAGCACAAGGCAGCUAAGCCUUCAUCUGCGGAUUCCUCAAGCAGCAGCAGCAGCAGCAGUAGCAGCAAUAGUAGCGACUCCAGCAGUGAAGAGGAAAGUGAUGUUGAGAUGGCAGAUGCUCCUCCAGCCAAGAAGAAUUCUGCCCGAAGAUCUUCCUCAUCAUCCUCAUCAUCCUCAUCAUCCUCUUCGUCCUCCUCCAGCAGUUCCGACAGCGAUGCCGAUGACGAAGAUGAUGCGCCAUCAGCCAUUAAGUCUCCACCGCCGAAGCCAAAAGUCAAUGUCUUGAAGCGCAAAGCUACCUCAGAUAGCGAUUCAUCUUCAUCCGAUUCUGAUUCAUCUUCAUCCGAUGCUAGUUCAACUUCAGGAGAAGAUGCCCCCAAAGCCAAGAAGGCUAAAACAGCUGCCGCUGCCAAAGAGUCGUCGACCUCUUCAUCCGAAUCUAGCUCUGAAGAAGACGAAUCUAAAGCCGCGAAAACUAAAGAUAACUCUAGUUCUUCUGAUUCCUCCGACUCAGAUUCCGGCUCAGACUCCGACUCCGAUUCCGAUUCUUCUACACAAUCGAACGCAAAGAAAAUUCCAUUACCUGAUUCUGACUCUGAUUCACCUUCCGAUUCCAGUUCCAGUUCCGACUCGGAUUCUGGAAGCGAUUCCGACGAAGCUGCAAAGAAGGAGACAGCAACUAGCUCAGACACAAGCGAGACUCUUUCUGAAGGCAAGAGUCCACCAAACGAGAAAGAAUUAGAUCCACCAUUGCCACCAAUGCCUGCUGCCAAGCUUCCUAGGAAACAGAACGUACCAUUUUCUCGCAUUCCCAAAGACACCAAAGUCGACCCGAGAUUGUCUAGUAAUGCAUAUGUACCAUAUGAUUACGCUCAGAAGGCUCAUGAGGAUUUGAUCGUUACAAAAGGCAAAGGGUUUACCAAGGAGAAGAACAAGAAGAAGCGUGGAAGUUACAGAGGUGGUUACAUUGACGUAGAAGGUAAAAAAGGCAUUAAAUUCGAUGACUAG
Messenger RNA from Sclerotinia sclerotiorum 1980 UF-70, 1476 nucleotides. RefSeq lists its product as hypothetical. The record is from RefSeq and is a predicted model, not a curated record. Bases 1 to 1476 code for a protein of 491 amino acids. The transcript has a single exon. Gene Ontology annotation, cellular component: nucleoplasm; nucleolus. NCBI's taxonomy places the organism in Eukaryota, Fungi, Ascomycota, Leotiomycetes, Helotiales, Sclerotiniaceae.